Messenger RNA from Malaya genurostris, 1460 nucleotides. RefSeq lists its product as uncharacterized. The coding region runs from base 16 to 1209 and encodes 397 amino acids. The transcript has 3 exons. Lineage: Eukaryota; Metazoa; Arthropoda; Insecta; Diptera; Culicidae. The record is from RefSeq and is a predicted model, not a curated record.
GAUUAGAUUGCAGUCAUGUUUCGAAAAGUUGUUACUUCAAAAAUUGACUCCGGGAUUACGCAAAAAUCUAAAACAAGGUCGAACAUUCUUCAACCAUCGGAGCGACCGAAGAGUGCCAGUCUCUGUGACAAACAACGCUCGACUCGAACGCCACAGCAGCGUCCUUGGUCUUCCAGUGUAUUGUUGGAGAAAAAAUCGAACACUGCCCUCCAGCCAAUUCACGUCCUUGGUCAUCGGCCAGCAUAUUUGAAGAAAACGAAAUCGGUUCCGGUGAACAAUGACAAUGGCACAAUGGCGAACGACGCAGAGCGUCUUCCCAGCAUAAAAGGCGAAAAUCCCCCAAAGUCGAUCCCGAAUGAGCUUGGCCGUCCGGCCAAUAUUGACAGACAGACAACUUUUGUACGCCAGGAGAAUUUUCCGCCGGACGACGAAUCACCGAUGAGUAUGGCCAUGAACAAACAGAACUUUAGUUGCCAAGUUCCAGAUCGGAAAAAUAUUGAACCGAACAGUACCGAUCACAAAGAUGCAAUACACGAAAUUCAUAACCUGAAGGCGGAAAUCUCGCGUCUAAACCGAAUGAUUGCAGGCGAUCAGAAUGCACUCCAGCAACGGGAUAAAAGGAUCAAAGAAUUGGAAAAUUCCAUGUACGAUGUACGAGUCGAACUGAUCAGGCUGGGUGCCGAAAAGGAUAAUCUAGAACAACAAGUUCAAGUACUUAACGAACGUUUGGAAGCAACGAGUGGCUUAGAAGAACUGGAAGACAAAAUUUGCCGCAUGGCUUUAGAAAUGGAAAGGCUGAAAAGUGAAAAUGAAACUUUCCGAAAACAUCAAUGCCAUCUUGAAUACGGUUUUAGUGAGGUUGAAGAAGAUUCGACAAUUCCGGAUGAAUUGCCGGGUUGUGCGUUGGAGGAAGACAGAGGAAGAAAUCCUAUGAUGGUGGAGCGAUUGAACCGAAAGUUGGACAAAUAUCGAGUAUCGCGUUCUAAAUUGAGAUACGUAUUGGGACAGCUGAUGGUCGAAAAUCAACGAAUGCGAUCUAUCAUUGAGAACCGGCCUCCGAUUAUAGACAAUCCUUACGAAGGUGAACACCAUUUGAUUUCGAACGAGUUCGACGGAAUUAUCAUCAACCGAUUUAUUUUUCACGAGCAGCUGAGAAGUCACAAAAGAUCUAAGCAAAGUUCUAUUGCAGUGAAAAAAUAUGAAGCAUAACAGGAAAAUCACAAGGGAAAAGAUUCGCCCAAAUUGUUGAUGAUUGUCUUACUUUUUGUGAAUGUUUUUCGUAUUGCUAUUCAAUAUGAGUGGAAUUGUAUAUCUCCAAUUGAGAGCUAUUUGAUAGUAAGCGAUCAGUAAUAUCUCAAUCAAACUCUCUCGUAUAUUUUUCAAUACAUCGAGAAUGUUUCGAAAAAAUAAAAUACGCGAGUUUUUAUGCGGUUUUUAGGCGGACUUUUUUUCGCGGAUUU